Anopheles coluzzii is the source of this 9921-nucleotide messenger RNA. RefSeq names its product tyrosine-protein kinase receptor (gene Alk). NCBI's taxonomy places the organism in Eukaryota, Metazoa, Arthropoda, Insecta, Diptera, Culicidae. The transcript has 13 exons. The coding region runs from base 1808 to 7570 and encodes 1920 amino acids. Gene Ontology annotation, cellular component: signaling receptor complex; membrane. The record is from RefSeq and is a predicted model, not a curated record. Gene Ontology annotation, biological process: cell surface receptor protein tyrosine kinase signaling pathway; multicellular organism development; positive regulation of kinase activity. Gene Ontology annotation, molecular function: protein binding; ATP binding; transmembrane receptor protein tyrosine kinase activity.
GAAGCUUACAGGGCCCCAGAAGCAACACACUCCAUACGCCGACGAAAGCUCGCGGAAGACGUUCGCUCCAGACCAGUGGCCCGAGUCGGUGUGCGCCCAGUGCGUGUGCGCGUGUGUGUGUACAGUGAAUUUUCCUUGCUGUGCUGCGCUCAUCCCGAAAAAGAAGCAGGUUUUUCGGGUUUUACGGGCACAGCUGCCACCGUGCGGUGGAAAACAGUGUUGUGUGAUAAUACAAGUUAGUGUGUGGGCCAGGUAGAUCAGUGUGCAGUGAUUUUGUGUGUGUGUGUGUGUAUGAAGUGUGAGCUUUUCAGCUGCGUGUUGUGAAUACAAAAAAAACAUCGCACAUACACACAAACACGGAUGUGAGCUGUGUGAGCGCCUCCGGAAAUAGGUGGCCCGGAACGUCGUUCGAGUGUGUAACUAAAAGGGAAAAAUAAGAAGAAGAACAAAAUAUCACACUCCGAACUCCUCCUCACUUCACUCCUACAAGGGAUGGUUCGGCUUGCGGCCAGUUUGCCGUGGGCAGUCGGAUACCCUACCGCAGCCUUCGCGUUCGCCACGCCACGAACCCGAUAACGCCCGGACCGACGGAUCGGUGGGUUUUAUGCAAUCGCCGGCGACCGGCCCGUAACGCGUGGCAUGGUGAGCAGCAGUAUGGUGAGGAGUGGCCCUGCGGGCAGUCCAAACGUGGCAGUGAAAAUGGCCGUCGGGACGAUUUACCAGCGGCCGGUGGAGGUGUACCCGUACGAUAGUGGCGAGCUGGGGGGAGCACCCACCGUGGUGGUGUUGGCCAGUGUGUACCAAGUUUAGGCCAGCCCCUCUGCUGGAAUGUGUUCUAGUGUUCCGUUUUGUGCGUCAUCUAUCACACAGCACUACGCUUCUUUGUGACGCUUCUUUUGAUUUUCGGUGAAGUAAAAAAAAACAAAAAAAAACUUCCGGAAAAAGCAUCACAAAUGUACGCAAACAGCUUCUCGGUGCGAAAAACAAAUACCCAGACCGUGCCCUGAAAGGGACACGUAGGGUGUACGCGUGUCGUAGUGGUGUGGUAGCUGCUAUUUCGUAACAGCCCCGAGUAGUAGUCGCCCCCGGUGCGCGGUUUGGGGCACGCUAUGGGGACGCCCAGUAGUGUGAGGGAUGCUGUGAAUUGCUCAUCCUGUGAAGCUCGUGCGUGCAUCAGCCUUGCCGAAAAGUGCAUCGUGAAAACGAACGCUCAAAACGUUUGAAAGAAAAGUGUGCAAAAAAGGGGGGAGAAAAAAAGCGAAACACAUACGACAGAAAACGGCGACGUAAAUCCAGCCUUCGCUUUCCAGCGCACGUUCCCGUUUUUUCCGGUGCGAGAGAGCGUGGAGUGAGUUUGCACCCCGUAGGACGGGCGCAGCCCGUUUUUGCACGUACGCAGCCCAGCAGGCGAAGGUCGCGUACUACGUGUAACCGUGUGUGUGUGUGAGCGUGAGCGCGGUGAGCGCGCGCCUUUUCUCACGCGCUAAGUGGUGAGAAGAAAAAAUAAAGCGACAAGGGAGCGGAGGAGAGCUGCGUAAUGCAUGGUGCGGAGGAGCUGUGCGGAUUUACAGCAGCUUCCCAUUGCCGUGCUGUGUUACCAGUGCGCCAAUUUACGCGAAAACGGAAGCUGCAAAACACAAAACGCCAACUAGACCACAACGCAACCACAAUACACGCGAAGUGGUGAAAAUAAAGUCCGAACGCUAGUGAGAGUGGAGAGUGAGCGAGUGAGAGAGUGAGUGGUGAGUAAAACAGAGGUAGUAAAAGAAGAAACAACGGUAGCCGAAAGAAAAAGCUCUUUACGGGGAUGGAAAUCGGAAGAACAACAAACAACCUGCCGCACAGUGAGUUUAGCGGACGGUGUAGACUUUCGGCGAAAGUGCCACGCAAGAUGGCGUCCGCUAGUGAUGGUGGUCGGUUGCGCCCCAGUGUGCUGCUGACCCUUUUGGCGGCCGUACUGCUGGCCCCAGCGGUGUACGCUCAGCGUCCGCUCGGCAACUCCACGUUCGGGGCGUCCCACAACUCGUCCGGUGUCAUCAACGCCCAUCCGGUGCUGACCACCAGCACCACCACCACGACCGAGACGCCCCGUUCCGUGCUGCCGGCCUCCGCGUCCGGCUUUGAAGAUUCAUUCGAAGACGACAGCUCCGAUCUGGAGGAGCACGAACACCACGACGAACACCACGACCAUGAGCAUCAUCUGCACCACCAUUACGAGCAUCAUGAUGGAGGUGAAAGUGGACACGGUAGCUUCCCGCACCCGAACGGGGAGAUGAAUGCCGGGGCAAGCCGGAACGGUGGACACGAUGGUGCUCCGAUCGGAUCGCGCCAACCGGGCAGUCGGUUAAUAAAUCCAUACUUCCCGACGCCCGCCUCAACGCAGGGCGGUUCGAAGACGACGGAACCGCAGAACCGGCGCCCGUUCAAUCCGGCCCGGCCCGGGCGCGGUCGCAAAACGUCACCGAUUAACGAGCUGCGCAAGCUGAGCAAAAUCUCUACCACCAACAUGAACGGGCUCGACUCGGGCGGUGAGCCUAUUUCGUACGGUUCGACUACGCACCGGCGUGGCCAGACGGUGCAUCAUGGGGGAGCGAAUGCGUACGGGCAGGAGAGUGCUGGUGGAGCUGCCGGUGGUUCUGCUGGAAGUGGUUCCGAAGCGGGAAGAGGAGGAGCUGGUGGUGGUGGUGGAGGCACCGUCCUACAGGGAGGACGUGGUGCAGCCGACUACGGCAAUCGUGGCCGGUCGGAUCCGGGCCGUGGGGUUGGCGUUCUGAUGCAAUCGCCCGGCUACUACACGUCCGGCUCGUCCUACAGCCGACAGGGUGAUGACCCACUGCGGACACUGAGAGCGCGUUACAACGAGGAGCGUUACCACAACUCCGUCCCCGAUCAGGGCUCCGAGAUGGACGAGAUACUCGGCAUGAAGUGCAACUUCGAGACGGAGUGUGCCUGGACGUGGGACGAGAACGAUCAGCACGGAUUCCAGGUGGUGACGGGCGUCAACCUAACGGAAUCGAACCGCACCGGGCUGAUGCCGGGACCGGGUGCCGAUCCGGCCCACAAUGCAAACGGUCACUUCCUACAUCUGCGGCUCACGCAGGACAGUCAGCCGCAAAUUCUCACCUCGCCGAUUUUCGGUGCCACGAAGGAAAACUGCUACCUGGAGGUGUUUACGCACCAGAGCGCGAUGCAUCAUGGGAGCAUACGGAUCGUGAUCGAGACGAUCGGCAACCAGGAGUCGAGCUGGGUGCCGGCCGAAAUUAUGGGCAACGAUCUGCGCCGCUGGCAGCUGAACACGUUCCGCAUCGAUCGCAUCUCGAAGGACUUUAAGGUGCUGUUCGAGGUGGUACCGAACAAGCUGGGCGGACAGGCGCGUGGGCACGUGAGCAUCGAUAACUUGCGCAUGGUGAACUGCUUCCCGGACUCGAUCAGCACGAACAACUGCAGCUACUCGCAGGUGCAAUGUACGGACAACAAGCUCCCUGUGUGCAUCAAAACACCAAAGAUCUGUGACAUCACAGUAGACUGUGACGACAAUGAGGAUGAAACGUUGAAUUGCGACAAAAUCCCGUUCGGUGGCCGGUGUGACUUUGAGUCGGGUUGGUGCGGUUGGCAAAACUACGGCAAUGUGAUACUUUCCUGGGCUCGACACUCCGGUCCAACGCCCACAGAAAAGACGGGCCCCGAUGUGGACCACACGCACGAAAACUCGAACGUCACCGGGUACUACAUGUUCGUCAACAUGAACCAGCACGCGAACGAUAGCGAAAAGAAGUCACUAGUCGGGUUAGCGAGCAAUGCCAUCAUGAACAGUGUCGUCUUCAACCCACCGCCGCUGGUACACACGAACGCAAGCUCCCCGUACCGGAACUCCUGUGUGGUACGGUUCUACGUCCACCAGUACGGCAUGAACCCGGGCAGCAUUAAUCUGUCCAGCGUGGAGAUCCGCGAGAAGGAAAACUUUACCACCACGCUGUGGUGGAGUUCGAAGAACUUGGGAGAGGAUUGGGUUCGGGUGGACAUAAUUCUGCCCAACAUUACGACGAAGUACUAUCUGCAGUUUGAGGCGCGGAUGGGUAUGCGCAUCUUUUCCGAUGUGGCGAUCGAUGACUUUUCGCUCAGCCCGGAGUGUUUUGGGUUGAAUAUACCGGCCGAACAUCUCCAAGGGUACAACUAUUGGGAUCCGCGCAUAGGCGGGGCGAAGCAACCGCACAAGGAUUUCGUUGGGAAGUCAUUCCUCGAACUGAACACCUGCGGUGCCAAGGGUCAGCAGGGUCCUACGCCGGCCGAUUGUCUGUCGUCGUACAACAACACGGAAGCGUUCAGUGCGGUUCACGUGAUCGACAGUCACCCGUUCAAGGGCAUCCAGGCGUGGAAGGUUCCCAAUGAGGGUUACUACACGAUCAUCGCUAAAGGUGCCGGCGGUGGUCUAGGAUCCGGUGGCGUUGGUUCAUCCCGCGGCGCAAUGGUACUGAGUGUGCUGGAGCUUCACAAGGACGAGGAGAUCUACAUCCUGGUGGGACAGAGCGGUGAGCACGCGUGCAUCAAAUCGAUGGGCUAUCGGGACGAGUCGUGCGAGACGCGGAACAAGCAGCUCAACCUCGACACGACCUGGAUGCACUCGAAGACGCAGCAGGUGAAGAACACGAUCAUCGAGGAAGGUGCCGGUGGAGGUGGUGGCGGGACGUACGUGUUUUUGUUGAACUCCGCAAAUACGGCAGUUCCGCUGCUGGUUGCCGGUGGUGGUGGAGGACUCGGCGUUGGCCGUUACCUGGACGAUGACAUUCAGCAUGGCAAGAAGUAUCUGUCGUUCAAGAAGGAUGUGUCGGGUACGGCACACGGGGAAUCGACCCGACAGGCCGGCCCGGGUGGUGGUUGGCGUGCCCAGGCUGAUAUGGGGCUGGAUCCACACUAUGGAGCGUCGUUGUUGGAGGGUGGCCGUGGAGGACUCCCUUGCUAUACGCCGCGUGGAACUCACGGACAGGGUGGCUUCGGUGGCGGUGGUGGAGGAUGUGAUACGGGCGGUGGUGGUGGUGGAUAUUCCGGCGGUGAUACGAUGAUCAAUUCUACCAACGGUGAGGGCGGUUCGUCGUUUAUGGCAUCGAAGCGCAACGUGCCGGAGCUGUCGAUGGAAUUUUCCGGUGCAAACGGUGGCCAUGGUGCGGUGUUGAUCAUCCCUGCGAUACAGGGCUGCGGAUGUGACUACCGGUGUGUGGCGUUGGACGAGUACCGUGCCACUGUGGGGUGCAUAUGUCCCGACGGGUGGACACUGAAACCGGACAACUAUACUGCGUGUGAAUUGCCCACGGAAGCCGUGGAAAUGAAGUACCUAAUAAUGUUCUUUGUCGUCGUGGUGCUCGUGCUUUGCGCUGCACUGGCCAGUCUUAUAUUGAUACUCUAUAAUCGUUACCAGAGAAAGCGUCAGGCGGCACUGCGCCACAAGAUGCUGCUCGAGCAGGACCUGCAGCUGAGCCGGCUGCGCAGUACGGCCGACGACUCGGCACUGACCAACUUCAAUCCGAACUAUGGUUGUGAUGGCAUACUGAACGGGAACGUGGAUGUGAAGAGUCUGCCACAGGUCGCUCGUGAAAGUUUGCGUUUGGUGAAAGCCCUUGGGCAGGGUGCUUUCGGUGAGGUGUAUCAAGGUCUGUACCGCCACCGGGACGGCGAUGCGGUGGAGAUGCCGGUCGCGGUAAAAACCCUGCCCGAAAUGUCGACCGGCCAGGCAGAGUCGGACUUCCUGAUGGAGGCGGCCAUUAUGGCCAAGUUUAACCAUCCCAACAUCGUGCAUCUGAUAGGCGUUUGUUUCGAUCGACAUCCUAGGUUUAUUGUGCUGGAGCUGCUUGCUGGCGGAGAUCUGAAGAACUUCCUCCGGGAAGGUCGCAAUAAACCGGAACGUCCCUCGCCACUAACGAUGAAGGAUCUGAUCUUCUGUGCGCUGGAUGUAGCGAAGGGCUGCCGGUACAUGGAGAGCAAGCGCUUCAUCCACCGGGACAUCGCCGCCCGGAACUGUCUGCUCAGCAGCAAAGGGCCGGGCCGGGUGGUGAAGAUUGCCGACUUCGGUAUGGCCCGUGACAUCUACCGCUCCGACUACUACCGCAAGGGUGGCAAGGCGAUGCUGCCGAUCAAGUGGAUGCCACCGGAAGCGUUCCUGGACGGUAUCUUCACCUCCAAGACGGACGUCUGGUCGUUCGGGGUGCUGCUGUGGGAAGUGUUCAGCCUGGGGCUGAUGCCCUACACCGGCCUGCCCAACCGGGACGUGAUGCAGCUGGUAACGGGUGGCGGUCGGCUCGACGCUCCCCAGGGCUGCCCGAUGGCCGUGUACCGCAUUAUGGCGGAGUGCUGGAAUCCAACGCCCGAAGAGCGGCCAACGUUCUCGAAUCUGCUCGAACGGUUGACGACCUGCACGCAAGACCCGGAGGUGAUGAACGCACCGCUACCCAGCUUCUUCAGACCACCGUCGAAUGAGCGUGACACGACGAUAAUGCGUCCGCCCGGGAACGAUGACUUCUGUCUGCAGGUGCCCAACUCCUCCGACUAUCUGAUACCGCUGCCGGGUCCACGCUCAGUAGCGGAGCGGCUUCUGAGCGAGGCGACCGGCGUCACCAUUCCGGACACGCUGAUGACCUGUACGCCGCCCAAGAACGCGUCCCCGCGCAUCAUGAACGGCCACACGGUGGUGGUGUCGAAUGCGCUCGUUGGCCACGGUGCACCGCAGCAACCGCCCAUGACGACCGUCACCGAUGGCGCCUGCUGGGAGACGUCCUUCAUACGCAAGCACCCGGGCCAGGCAUGCCCGGCCGGUGUUCCCCUUCCACCGCCACCGGUACUCGAUCCCGCCGAAGCAGUCCUUCCACCGAACGGUCCGUCGAUGGUGCCGCCACCGCCCGUACCCGAGGUGGCCGACAAGCUAAUAUCGCUCGACACACCGCAACAAACGCCGACCGCCAUCCAGCCGCCCAUCUCGUUCAGCAACAAUCCGGUCAUCGGUGAGCUCGGGGAGGGUGUCCCACCUGCCCCCACCAACGGUGGACCGAUGACGAACGGUAACGGUCACGGUCACGGCCCACCGAUGGUAGAAUCGCCGAUCGAGACGGCCAAGCUGCUGAGCAGCAUUCCGCCACCGAUCACGCUCGAUCCGGCUGCGCUUAGCAUGCAGCAGAACCACGUGGUCGGUACGUCGUACGCGAACAUCCGCAUGAUGAACAGCGCGAACGGGAAUGGCGCCGGCGGUGGCCAUAAUCACAGCAACAAUGGUAACAGCAACAACAACAACAACCAUGGCGAUCAUGGUGUGAUCGUGGACAAGCUGAGCGGCACCGGAGGGAUGGUGAUCACGUACAGCAACGGUCCGACGGGUGUUAAUGGCGGUGUGAAUGGUGGUAAUGGCGGCAAUGGCGGCAGCAACCACAGCACGAACGGUCACCACAGCCACGGUGGCAAUGGGGGAGGCGACAAGGGAUCGGGCGGUUCCGGGCAGGAUCCGUCCCGGCAGGCGGCCCCGUUCACGAUUCAAACGUUCAGCGAGCGGUACAUUAGCCCGGAAAACCAUUCCGAGAUCAGCUGUUAAGAUGGAAGGGGGAGGGAGGAGAAAGGGGAAGUGAUAGCGAUCAAUCGAAAAAUGCCAAACCACAAAAACACAAAAACACAUACACCCCGACACACUUAUAUAAAGUAUCAUUGGUGGACAUACAUUGGCCACUAAUUUAAAAAAGUAUUUCGUAACGAAAAUCAAUAUAUAUAUAUACAUAUGUAAUACUAUAUAAAGAAGAAUACACACAAACACACACAUAGUGACACACAAAUACAAAUAUACAAAUGCAUUAUUUGUACAUAUAUUGGCGUAAACUUAGUGAAAAUGGGAUGCAAACCAAACAAACACAAACACACACACAAAAGUUAGACUAUAUUUAUAUGAGCAAAACGAAACCCGCAGUGUUAGGUGGACAUGUUUGUAGGGUUGUCGCGGUAAGUGUGACAAACAAACAGAACAAAACAAAACAAAACAAACAUAAAUAACAUGAAUGUAAAACAGAUGGAAUAGAAAAUGUUUUGCCCUUUUUUGUCCAAACCAGUCCACCGAGUGGAGAAAAACAAGACGAAACAAGUGUGUGUGUGUGAAAAGGUAAAACAAAACAACAAAACAAACACAGUACAGAGAGCAACUGAAAAGAGAACAAGGAAAGUUACUAGUAAAGGUACUGAAUUCGAUUAGAAAUAACACAAACUAACAUGGAAAGACAAGAUCAGGAUAAACAGAUCAUAGAUUCUGCUGUAAAGUGUACAGCAACAGUAACCAAAACUGAGUUGUUUCAAAGCGUCCAACGCACCGUUUGUUGGGCGACCGUUCUUUUUGACCCUGCCCUCUCAUAGAAACACACACACAAAAAACGGGUUUUCUCCGUACAAAUGGCGUGUUGGGUGAGUAUUACUGUAGCAGGACGAAAUUUGUUACAAAACCAAAUGAAAUGAAGUGCUCAGAGAGGGGAGGCGAGGGGGAUGGAACAAGGUAUUCCGGCGUGUCAUUAGCUAGGGGACGAGAGCUUAUCCCACAUUUUAACAACGACAAAUUCACACCAAUGAAAAAGAGAGAGAGGGGGAGAUGAUGCAAAAAGAGUAAAAAAUCCAAUUUGAUAAAGUUCAGUUCAGUUUACGCUUACUAAUUCGUAUUGGAAGCUAUUGUUCAAGCAUUUCCUAUUAGAUAUCCUGUAUUAGUACACCUUUUCGUUAGUGUUUAUAGCCAGCGCCAUCUGGUUGAAAUCGGCAAAAGCUAAUCGUACCAGCGUACGUUUACAAACAUACGGCACAAAACUCCGGCUACUUUGCUAAACCGGGGUUAUGAAACCUUCUUUGCUCAAAGGAUAGUUGUUGUCCCGUUUGCUUAGCGGCGAUGACCUUCACUGCGUCCACCGCGCAGUUCUUCGGAUGGGAUUCGCAAAAGCAAAACUAACCUAUUAGUAGAGUACACUAGUUACGUUUCAGCAGUCGAUGCGGUUGUGAUGAUUUAGCAAAAGAGAAGCAAAAGCGAACAGAGCAGUUGUGUUGUUGUUUGAUUUAGGUUUAUAAUUUGUGUAAGAAGAAGAGAGAAAAAAAACACACAGCAAACAAAAUUGAGUCGUGAUUAAGGAUUGUUAAGGAAACAGAAAACGCUUGCGCUUUUCGAAGGGAAUUGGUGGUUUUCAGCUGUCGAAAUUAGGAGUCGAAAAUAAUUGCGCGAAGCUGAUUCGCGUGUGCGAUGAUAGUAUUGUUGAUUAUAUUUGAUUAAAAAAGAAGGGUUAAGCCAAAAAGCGUGCUGAUGAUGGGACAUUAGGGUAGCAAACGUUUGCAAUGUUGUUUUGAAGAAAGCAAAAAAAAGGUGACCCAUUGAAACAGGUUAGUGAGUUUAGAACGAGGGAACGUUUUCGGUCCCCGCCCCACAAAAAUGGGUCCGCAUUGUAUUAAUUACCGCACCCCGCAUUGGGUGGACUUUUGCAUUGCUCCAAGCGGUUUGUUUGCCGGGUGCGCUUUCCACGCACGCCCCUCCAACAGCCGCCCCGUUGUACUGAAGCGCUCAGCUACGAUGUUAUAAACUGUGUCUUUGUUUUGAUUGUAUACUACACAGUAAGCCAUGGCUCUUCGGUCGUCAGACUCUAAAUGCCGCUCAGUGUCCAGUGCUCAGUGUGCGUGCGUGCAUGUAUGUGUGUGUGCGUAUUUACUCGAUGUGUUUAAUAAGCAGUGAGUCGAAGGACAAACUUAGAGAUGUAUGCAAACACAUAUACACAUUACCACUACACACCACUAAGCAGGAACGUGCUGGACCGUUUCUCCGGCCCAGCCUGUUUUGUUUAGAGGGUUGAAUUCUCAAGAUGCCAAAACUAGUUAAACCAUGCAUAGCUCACUAGAAAGGACCGGGGGAAGGAGGAACCUCCCCUCCCCCCUCUG